Molecule: messenger RNA, 3364 nt
Organism: Marchantia polymorpha subsp. ruderalis
Lineage: Eukaryota; Viridiplantae; Streptophyta; Marchantiopsida; Marchantiales; Marchantiaceae
Source: the annotation of a GenBank genome assembly
UCGGGGACAGGCCAGUUGUGCAAGCUGAGAUUCUGCAUGGUGCGCACAAUCAUCCGAAGAACGUAAUGCUCAGUGGUGGAGGAGACUCGGUCUAAGCGGGCGAGCCGAAAGAGGCCCCGGUCCUGCGCAUCCUGGGCGAGGAGGGAGGGGGGACAGUGGGAGUCCUCUUUGGGCCAACAGUUGUCAUGGGCAAUUCGGGGAAGGAUCGGUCGAAAGAGAUCGAAGUGGGGAUCGAGGGGGUCGGGAGGUGAUGCUAUUCCCAGCGGGUGGGAUGGGAAUAGACUCUCCGUGAGCAGUUCUUCAGCCGCCUAGAAAUCGAGAAAUCAAAUGUGCCGACAUUUCACCUUCCUUCCAUCAGAAUCUCCCCGGUCUGCGAUCUCGCGGUGAAUCUUCUCCGGGGGGACCUCGAUGUCAUGAUUUCCCAGGGAAUAAUCGCAGCUGCUGCAGUAAGCCUGGAUCUGCCGGGAUUUCCAUAAGCAUCUCUCGACUCCAGAUAUAUAGUGACGAUGUGGCCUUAUGUUCGCACUGAGGCGAUGAGAAAGGAUCGCCUCUGAAACCGUCGGCAUCCCAACCUCAUCUCGGCUCCAUUGCUCCCAGAGGUCGAGCGGCAAGGAAGGGAGGCAGGAGGGAGACAUGGCUCCCAGUAAGGGAAGAGAUCUGGCUCCGCUUAGAGAUAUGGGAAGAGAUUUGCCUCAGCUCCGUAGAGAAUCGGCUCCGAUUAAGGGCAGAGCCAUGAACAGGAAAAGCUCGGGCUGGAUGGGUACAUCGUGGAGAACCCUGCUGCUGGGUCUCAUCUUCCUAGUGCUGGCAGCCACCACUCUCAUGAUCUCUCAAGUAUUCGAUGAUAAACUCCAUCCGGCGCAAAUUGUGAAGGGGCUGCCUUUCACGACAAAAAUCAUGCCGCAGCAGCGCAUCCUCGAGGACACGACCAAGGUGCUGCCCCACAGCUCGGGGCUGCUGUCGGUGCGCGACAUCGUGGCGUUCCCCGACGAGGUGAUGCUGCUGGUGCGCACGGUGUACCGCGCGCCCAUCCCGCGCAAGAGCGCGCUCAUGUGCAUGUUCGGCAAGAAGGAGCGCACGGGCAUCUACACCAUCGAGUGGAAGGACGAGUCGCGCACGCUGCUGGCUGUGCGCUGCGAGCACCCGACCAUGGCGCUGAACCGGUCCAAGGACGCCACGCUAGUGUUCAGCCACAGCAACAUCGUCUUGCCCACGGCGGCGCAGUACCUGAGCAACUCGUCCUGGAAGCCGCUGGUGUACGAGACGCUGACGCUGGCCGACAGCGUGCUGCUCUUCGCCAAGGGCCUGGUGGACAGCCAGGGCCGGCCCAACAACCACUCCAAGGAGCUGCACAAGCUGCACUGCAGCUUCGGGCAGUCGGAGCACGGCGGCGCGCUGGUCCAGACGGCCGUCAAAGUGAUCGCGCAGGAGGUGGUGCGCUGCGCGCUGCCUCCGCCCAACGUCAUCCAGCAGCUCAAGGGCAUGCCCGUGAGCCUGUUCGUGCCCAAGAUCGGCGCGCUGCGCUCCGUGGCCUACUUCGACAUCCCGGCCUCGGUGACGCGCCCGCGCCCGGCCAGCCCCGGCCGCAAGCGCUUCUUCGUGUGCGCCUGCACCAUGCUCUGGAACCAGGCGCACUUCCUGACCGAGUGGAUCAUGUACCACGGCUUCCUGGGCAUCGAGAAGUGGUUCCUCUACGACAACAACAGCGACGACAACAUCGACGAGGUUCUCGACGGCCUCGCGGCCGACUACAACGUGAGCCGCAUCGCCUGGCCCUGGAUCAAAACCCAGGAGGCCGGCUUCUCGCACUGCGCCCUGCGGGCCAAGGCCGACUGCGAGUGGGUGCUCUUCGCCGACGUGGACGAGUUCGUGUACCCGACGCUGGACCUGCAGCAGCUGCUGGCGCGCACGAGCCACGCCCGGACGGUGGCCGGCAAGGGCAAGAAGUCGUCGACGGCGGCGCUGAAGAAGGUGGUGCCGACGCUGGAGUCCAUGACGCACUAUCUCAAGCGGCACAACACGUCCAUCGUCCGGAACCUGAUCGAGCGGACGCUGCAGCGCGCCUCGCACGAGAAGCGCAAGGUGGGCGAGGUGCGCCUGGUCUGCCACAACUUCGGCCCGUCGCAUCUGAAGGCCGCGCCCCAGGACGGCGUCACGGUGGGCUACACCUGCCGCAUGAAAUGGCCGCAGCGGCACAAGUCCUUCGUGCUGCUGGACGCACUCAGCGACACGCUGCUCAACGUGGUGCACCACUUCCGCCUGGCCGACGGCUACAAGGAGAUGGCCGUGCACGCGCGCGUGGCCGUGAUCAACCAUUACAAGUACCAGGCGUGGGAGGUGUUCAAGGCCAAAUUCGUCCGCCGGGUGGCCACGUACGUGGUGGAUUGGCGCCAGCAGACCGCGUUGUCCAACGACCGGGCGCCCGGCUUGGGCACCGAGGCCGUGGAGCCGCCGGACUGGCCUUCCCGCUACUGCGAAGAACAGGACCACGGGCUUCGGAAUUUCACUUUGAAGUACUUCAGAACGCCCGCGGUCGAGCAGAAAAUGCUGUGGCAGAAGCGCGCGCUGCCGGUAGCGCGGGAGUAGGAGCGGACGAAGAACGACGAAUGAACCGAGGAGGAAGAAUCCACGAGAAAUCGAAACUGACUGAUCGUUGAAUUUGAUCAUUUUCCCGGACCGUUCCACGGCGUAGAAAGUUCCUGGCAGGUCCACCUGUAAAUUACACACACCAUCAUGAUGACGAAGACGACGAUAUUCUGACACCGGAGUGAAGAAGAAGAAGAAGAUGAAGAUGAAGGGAGGCAGGCAGGCAGGCAGGGCUUAAGGAUUCAGAGCAGCGCAUGCUUGACAACUGAUGGAUUAUUUUUUUUUGGUUGUAAUAUAUAAGAGACAUCAGUGAGAAGUAGCAGCAUCAGCGGCAUUCAUUCAUCAUAGCUAGAUAGCACCCGCUGGUGGAGAGGCUCGCUUAAUUUUCUUGCCUGCUUAUCAGUUCCAUUGUGGCGGCAGUUCCAGUUAAUUGUAGAUAUGUAUGCAAGCCAUUGAAUCGCAGCAGUUGUCUUUCUUAAUAGUAGUAAUCACUUUCGACCCUCCCGAUUCCAAGUGAAACAUUGUCCUUUUGGAUUCAUGCCCGAAUAAUUUAUCUAUACGUGGAACUCCGCCACUGCUCAUUCCAUCAUUCCUCUCGUGAGCUUUUUCCCCAGCUUACUCACUCCAUCGGUCGACUUCCGAUUUCUUUGUUCUGCUCCUUGCUUCUCUUCUCCUUACAACGUUUGAGUUCAGAACCUCUAUGUUGGCUUAAACCGCGUGCCAGAAGCAGCCGCAGCGGCUCAAAGUACCUCCGUACGUGCAUGACCGAGCUAGCAGG